Exophiala bonariae is the source of this 2094-nucleotide messenger RNA. RefSeq lists its product as uncharacterized. Gene Ontology annotation, cellular component: cytosol. NCBI's taxonomy places the organism in Eukaryota, Fungi, Ascomycota, Eurotiomycetes, Chaetothyriales, Herpotrichiellaceae. The transcript is spliced from 2 exons. Bases 1 to 2094 code for a protein of 697 amino acids. Gene Ontology annotation, biological process: hydrogen peroxide catabolic process; response to oxidative stress. Gene Ontology annotation, molecular function: catalase activity; heme binding. The record is from RefSeq and is a predicted model, not a curated record.
AUGUAUCUACUUUCGCAACUCAACGGCGCGACUGUGGACACCGGGGGCCAGGUCGAAACAACGGACAACGGUGUCAAGGUCAACACGUCAAACUCUCUGCGAGCUGGCCCACGCGGCUUCAAUUUGCUAGAGGACACCUCGGUGAGGAAAAAGCUGUUGCAUUUUGACCGUGAGCGUACGCCCGAGCGCGUGGUCCACGCUCUUGGCCAUGGCGCCUAUGGCAAGUUCGAAUCGUAUGGCGAUUGGAGUAAUUUGACCAUGGCCUGUUGGCUACAAGAAGGAGCUGUGAGUGAAGUGUUCACCAGAUUCUCAGUCGUCGUUGCGAGCUUGGGCGGUAGCGAAUCUGGGAGGGACACGCACGGUUUCGCCACGAAGAUUUACAGUCAAUGUGGCAACCAAGAUUUAGUCGGGAAUCACGUUCCAUCAUUCUUCAUCAAUGACGGAUCCGACUUUCCAGACUUGGUUCAUGCCGUCAAAUUUGAGGUCGACAAAGGCUUUCCUACAGGCGGCUCUGCUCACACAACAGCGUAUGACUUCUUCAAUCAACAUCCUGAGGGUGCUUUCCAGCUUAUGACAGUCCUCUCUGAUCUUGGCUUACCGAGGGACGUUCGACAUAUCUCUGGCAAUGGCGUUCACACUUUUCGCUUCAUCAAUGCUCAAGGUCAGUCGCAGUUGAUCAAAUGGUACUGGAUUCCUGUCCUCGGCCACCGAUCUCUUGUCUAUGACGAGGUCACCACGUUGCAGGGAAAGAACAACAACUUUCAACGUGUAGAUCUAUACAACAACAUCGCUGCCGGCAAUUACCCUGAGUGGGAGUUUGCAGUGCAGCUCUUUCCCGACGAUGGCACGUAUAUGUUUGAGGAUUUCGAUCUCUUGAUUCCCACUGUCGUCAUUCCCUUUGAGAGAAAUCCUCCGAUCAAGCUCGGAAAAUUGACGCUGAAUCGCAAUUUCGAGAACUUCUUCGCAGAACCCGAGUCAAUCUCGUUUGCACCAAGUAACGUGGUCGACGGUGUCGGCUUCGUUCCCGAUCCACUCCUGCAAUGGCGGCUGAUGUCUUACGACGAUACCGCAACACACCGCCACAACUCGCCGAAUGGUUAUAUGUUACCUGUCAAUCGUCCAGUAGCGCCCAUCAAUAACAAUUAUCGUGACGGUUACAUGCAGUUCAACAUAUAUCGAGGCGCAUCAAUCUCCACCCCAAAUACUCUUGGGGGCGUCAUCAGUGCGGAUCAGCAGCAAAGUCUACAAUACAGUCCCGCUUCCGGUCAGACGGCAGGCACAGGUAAUGUCGGCCGUUAUGCGCCAGUCUACGACUGGUUCGGCCAGGCACGUCUUUUCUGGCUUGGGCUGGACGUUUAUGCCCAGCAACAUACCGUUGAUGCGUACCGCUUCGAGCUCGGCAACGUUGCAAAUGCCUCGGUCGUGCAGUCAUACAUUGACCAGACACUAAAUUCGAUUGACAAUUGUCUGGCACGACGUGUCGCUUAUGGGGUAGGUGCAACAAUGCCUGCAGUAGGUUCUGGACCUGUCGAUAACCGCACGUCUGGUGAAGCCGAAUAUCCCAGUCUUUACCCACUAGCACCUGGUCGACAAGCGAACAAGUCCAAUGCCGGGCUCGACAUUGCUGUCAUCGCCAAUGACACCCUGUUCAGCUCCGCGGAUUUCCUGGCCGUGAUGCCGUUGUUGGAAGCACAGAAUGUCACGCUGACGAUAAUCGGGCCUCGCAUGGGCGAGCUUCAGACAGGGAACAACGCUUCGGCGUCUUUCAUUACUGCCAGUAGUGUCUUCUACGAUGCAGUGCUUAUUGGGUCUUCACCGACAGACAACACAACUACGAACAGUCCUGUAGGUUUGGAUGUCAAGGCAACGGCAUUUGUGAAGGAGGCUUACAGCCAUGGUAAAGCUGUUGGUGCGUUGGGCAAUAGUGGGGUUAAUGUUCUGCAGGGACUUGGCUUCCCAACGAACAGUUCUUUUGGGAUAUAUACCGGUGCUGCUGCAGAUGUUGCGCGCAGCGUACUUGAGGCCCUCAGUGGGCCGGUGAGAUUUCCGCAGAGAUUUCCCACUGACGAUGUACAGAUGAUCUGCGAGGGAUAA